Messenger RNA from Phlebotomus papatasi, 1310 nucleotides. It is a transcript of the gene Ran, whose product is annotated as GTP-binding nuclear protein Ran. The transcript is spliced from 3 exons. Lineage: Eukaryota; Metazoa; Arthropoda; Insecta; Diptera; Psychodidae. The coding region runs from base 168 to 815 and encodes 215 amino acids. The record is from RefSeq and is a predicted model, not a curated record. Gene Ontology annotation, cellular component: cytoplasm; nucleus. Gene Ontology annotation, molecular function: GTPase activity; GTP binding. Gene Ontology annotation, biological process: ribosomal subunit export from nucleus; protein import into nucleus.
ACAGUCGCAGUUGGCGCUAGAAUUUCCAUUCCAUUCAUCUUGCCGCUGUUUUAUCCUCAAUAUUCUCUGUAUUUUCACCUGCAUUUUCUACCUUUGCUACCUAAAUCAAUUUGUGAUUGAGUUGAUAUCAUCGUGAGAAGCGACAGAGCGAGGAAUAAAAGUGAAUAAUGGCUUCAGAUGCGGAUAUGCCGACUUUCAAGUGUGUCCUGGUGGGCGAUGGUGGCACCGGGAAGACAACUUUUGUCAAGCGGCACAUGACGGGAGAGUUCGAGAAGAAGUAUGUAGCCACUCUUGGCGUAGAGGUGCAUCCUCUGGUGUUCCACACAAAUCGCGGUGCCAUCAGGUUCAAUGUGUGGGACACAGCUGGCCAGGAAAAGUUUGGUGGACUGCGCGAUGGCUACUAUAUUCAGGGUCAGUGUGCGGUUAUCAUGUUCGAUGUGACAUCCCGCGUCACCUAUAAAAACGUUCCAAAUUGGCAUCGGGACUUGGUGCGCGUCUGCGAGAAUAUUCCCAUCGUGCUCUGUGGGAAUAAAGUCGACAUAAAGGACCGCAAAGUCAAAGCAAAGAGCAUCGUUUUCCACAGGAAGAAGAACCUCCAAUACUACGACAUUUCUGCAAAGUCGAACUACAAUUUCGAGAAGCCCUUCCUGUGGUUGGCCCGUAAAUUGGUUGGUGAUCCAAAUUUGGAGUUUGUGGCGAUGCCAGCCCUUCUGCCGCCUGAAGUUAAGAUGGACAAGGCCUGGCAGAUUCAAAUUGAAAAGGAUCUCCAGGAGGCUCAGGCCACUGCUUUGCCGGAAGAUGAUGAAGAUCUGUAGAGAAGAGUUUAAAAAAAAAGAAAAAGAAACAACAAUACCCAAUCUACAUUUCUCAUAUUACUUUUAUUUUGUCGCAACGUAAUUGAGAAAAGCGAUCUUCAUCCUCUAAAAAAGAAAAAGAUGCCGAUUGAAAGAGAGAGAGAGAGAGACGGGGAGAGGAACAGCAGGAGAAAAAAUGGAAGAAAAACCAUUUAAUAAGAAAAAAAAAAUUAUACACGAGAGGAUUUACUAAGAUCAGCCUAAAUUUGGAUUUUUGUUUUAGAAUUUUACAAAAAAGAAUUCUUAAUAUUUUUUUUGGCCACUUUGUCAGGAUUUGCGGAGUGUGCUGUUUUUUUUUAAUUCUCUUAGUUUGAAUGAUUUAGCUGAAUAUGGCAACUUCUCUUGAUUUUCCAGCUGAAUAGAAGUUUUUCUUGCGGGGGGAUUUAUUGGACUGAUCAGCGAAAUGUUGAACUGAGUGUGUUUAAAUCAAGUUAAAAUUUGUAAUCUUUAUUGGCU